Messenger RNA from Aedes albopictus (Asian tiger mosquito), 1590 nucleotides. RefSeq lists its product as uncharacterized. The transcript is spliced from 4 exons. The record is from RefSeq and is a predicted model, not a curated record. Lineage: Eukaryota; Metazoa; Arthropoda; Insecta; Diptera; Culicidae. The coding region runs from base 1 to 1590 and encodes 529 amino acids.
AUGUCGUCGUAUAGUCGCAUCAAACCAUUCGACGUGACAUCUGAGGCCAGUAAUCUUCCGGCGGAAUGGGAAAUAUGGAAAAGUGAUUUAGAGUCUUUCUUCUUGGCACAAGCUGUUGAGACACAGCAUGAUAAGCGAGCACAAUUAGCGUACCUAGGAGGACCAGGCCUUCAGGAGCUGCUACGUCACCUUCCGGGGGUAAACCAAGUUCCUCAUGUGACCGCUGAUCCGCCGUACUACGAUGUGGCGAUCAAGUGUUUGGAUGAUUACUUCGAGCCGUUUCGUCGCAAAUCAUACGAGCGUCAUCUUUUUCACCAAAUCACGCAGCAGCCGGAAGAAAGAUUCACGGACUUCGUUAUGCGAUUGCGGAAGCAGAUUGCUCGAUGCAAUUACAACUCUUGUGUGGUGGAUGAACUGAUUGCUGACCGCAUCACACAAGGAUGCAAAUCACAAGAACUUCGCACCAGACUGCUUCAAAAGGACCGCUCGCUAGAGGAAAUCAUCGCGCUGGGAAGCAGACCGAAAGCCAAACGCAUUCGUGCCGUGCAAGAGGAAACGGAAGCGAAACAAUCCAAAGACUUUGUGUUCUAUGCGAUGGGUCGGAACGUGUUCACCUUCAUCGUGGGAGGCGUUGAAAUCCCUAUGACGAUAGAUUCCGGCCCAGAUGCCAAUAUUAUUACGAAAGAGAUCUGGGAGCAAAUGAAACAGGCUGGAGCCGUCAACAAUACAGUGCAAGCGAAAUUUUAUGUUGUUGAAGAUGGACAGCGUUGUUUGUUGGGCGACAAAACAGCCAAAGAUCUCCAAGUACUCAAAGUUGGAUUCGACAUAGCAUCCGUUGACUCAAACCGCUGUAAACCGUUUCCGAAAAUCCGAGGGGUAAAGGUUGAGAUACCCAUCGAUGAACAAGUGCCACCAGUUCAACAGCCGUACAGACGUCCGCCGAUUGCACUGGAGGAGAAGAUAGAGACGAAGCUACGUUCGCUUUUGGAGUUGGAUAUUAUUGAGCGGGCUCCGGGACCAUCGCCAUGGGUAUCACCAAUGGUACCUGUUCAGAAGGAUUCGGGUGAAAUCCGGCUCUGCAUUGAUAUGCGUCGAGCCAACCAGGCAGUUCUUCGCGAAAGCCAUCCCUUGCCGCUGGUGGACGAGCUGUUGUCAUCGGUGUCAGGUGCUGUACUAUUCUCAAAACUUGACAUUAAGGAUGCCUACCACCAGGUCGAGCUGUCUGAAAGAUCACGACCAAUCACCACUUUCAUCACCAAGUACGGCCUCUACAGGUACAAACGCCUAAUGUUUGGGGUAAGCUGUGCUCCUGAGCUCUUUCAGAAGACAAUGGAGGUAGUAACAGCAGGCCUAGAAGGAGUAAUUGUAUACCUGGACGAUGCCGUAGUAUUUGGGGCCACUAAGGAGGAGCACGAUAGGAGAUUGGCUGCCUUGUUGAAGCGUUUUUCGGACUAUGAUAUAUUACUAAACGAACAAAAAUGCAUAUAUGGAGUAGAAAGCUUGGAGUUCUUAGGUCAUCAACUUUCAACUACUGGCGUUCGACCAACUGAAAGUAGACUCGCAGCAAUCGAGAAAUUCCGCGAACCAUGA